UUCCUCUUCCUCCACAGAUAACACAACAUCAGACUGAGGAGCAGCAGCGACAGGAAGCCCAGAGACAGACCAGCGGACAGCAGUAACACCUGCUCUGAAACAGGUGAUUGAAGGAAAGGUCAAAGGUUGUUUCUGACAUGGCGAAGCCCGCUCGCCCUGUGUCUGAGAGCUACGCCCCGGUCUGCUGCUCACUCAGUCACUCUCUCUCUAACUCCAGUAAAACUGGGAUUGUGGUACAGGAUGAUGAUGAUGAUGAUGAUGAACAUUCCCCCAUCUUCUCCAUCUCCAAGAGCUCCAUGGAUGUCGUCAUGGCAACCGGUCCUCCGCACGAGAGGGACCCAGCCUGGACUCGGCUGAAGAUUAAACGCAGCUCCAGCACCAACACACACUCUGAGCCGAAUGCUGUGAUUCUUCAACAGCUGCGUGUGCACAUGAGGCCAGGGGUCAGAUCCACCAACAGUCCGUACUUAGCGGUCACACCUGCAACCCUGGACGUGCACGGUCUGCCUCUGCCUCGUGAGCCAAAGUCUCCAAAUGAACAGUGUUGGAGCGACUGCAGCAGCAGAAGAGUCCUGGGAACAGUAGUGCAGAGAGGAAGGUCUUCACGGCCCACAAGUCUGACCCAGGAGGUCUGUCACCCAUCUGCCCCAAACUCUCCAUCAGCCACACCCUCUGCCCUCCAAAGACCUAGUGAUGCAGGUGUGGACUUCUCAAAUUCAAAUCUUCCAGAAGACUUUGAAGUUGAUUCUUCACCUCAACCCACUCCAUCACUGUCACCCCUGCACAGCAGCAGACAGCAGGAUGGAAGAUUCCUGGAGAAACACCUGCUGGAAAAUAAAGCAGCAUCAGAUGUUGGGCACCUUGUUGAUGAACAGUCACAUGAUUCUGAAGGCCCACCGCUGUUAGACGACACAGAAGAGGAGAGCUUAGAGCCGCAGUGCUGCUGCUCACAGCGUCUUCCUCCAGCAGAGAGUCCAGGAUCAGGAGGAAACGGAGCCUCGGUCUGUUACCUGGAGCUGCCACAGCAGCAUGAGGAGAAGAAUAACCCCGGGCACGGAGUCUGCUGCAGGUGCAGCCACAACUGCACCAGUGUCACUUCAAAGUCACCAAUAGUGAGGCUGUUUCGGGAGGAAGGCACCAUGACGUCACAGAACAAACUGGUCAAUGCUGAGGUGCAGACCGUCUCUCCUAUUGGCUCCUGGUGGGACCUCAGGAGGAACAUCUCCACCUGCAGCAUGGGGUCACAUUCCAUCUUGGGCUCGCCUCCUGGAUCCAGGCUGAACCUGAGGUUUUCAGUGGGGUCACACUCUAAUUUGGUAUCACCCUCCUCCAGCAUGUUUAAAAUCAGUAGUUUGGAAGAGGAGCAGAGACACGGAGAGUUCCACCAGGAGAAGAAGAAGAGAUCAUGUCUGAAGAUGCUGGACAAGGACGACCUGGGCAGGAGAAGCAGCAUGAAGCAGGUCCAGUGGGAUGAGGACGGGUUGACAUGGGACAUUCACGGAGCAUCUGUGGACCCCGAGGUGCUGAGCACUGCCAUACAGAGACACCUGGAGCUCAGUCCAGACCCACCGCUGAGAAAGUCCUCCAAGAAGACCAAAGCUCCAAAACCACCGCUAACGUCAAAUGUAGUGAAAGCCGAGGCUCCUGAGCUGAAGGCAGAUGUUAUGAUUAAUACUUCGUUCUGUGUGAUGCACAGUGAGGUGGGGCAGGACAGAGGAGGUAAGGAGGAGGAAACACCAGAUGUUCCUUGCAGAGUUAGCAGAGCUGAGGGGGAAAAUGUGAGAGAGGAAGAGGAUGAGGUUUACACAGAGGAAGGAAUCAGCCGUCUGAAAUCUCACUCCAAUGAGAGUCACAGUCAGAGGAGAAGUGUGAUGAGAAGUGUGUCAGGCUGGUGCGGAGGCUGCCGGAGGGAGAAGCACUGAUGUUGUUGUUGAUGAUUCUGAGG
Messenger RNA from Cynoglossus semilaevis (tongue sole), 1945 nucleotides. RefSeq lists its product as uncharacterized. The transcript has 2 exons. Bases 138 to 1922 code for a protein of 594 amino acids. The record is from RefSeq and is a predicted model, not a curated record. NCBI's taxonomy places the organism in Eukaryota, Metazoa, Chordata, Actinopteri, Pleuronectiformes, Cynoglossidae.